Neltuma alba is the source of this 1986-nucleotide messenger RNA. RefSeq names its product BRO1 domain-containing protein BROX homolog. Bases 23 to 1258 code for a protein of 411 amino acids. NCBI's taxonomy places the organism in Eukaryota, Viridiplantae, Streptophyta, Magnoliopsida, Fabales, Fabaceae. The record is from RefSeq and is a predicted model, not a curated record. The transcript has 11 exons.
AAAAAUUCCUUACCCAAAAGACAUGGGCUGCACUUACUCUGCAUGUGCACUUGGAAGAAAGAAAUCUUCAAGCAUCCCUGAAGUGGCGGUCUUUGUUCCGUCAAUCAGAAUUCCAGUACAAAUUGAUCUUCAAAGGGCUCUUAGAGGGGUAAUUCCACGUGAACUAGCCGAUAAAUUGUCAUCCCUUCGAAAUCAGAUAGUGUUGGUGGCAGAGGAUACUGGAGGAUCAGCAAUAGCAGAACUGCAGCGAACUUUGAGAGAAUACUUGGCUGUUCUGAUUGGGCUUACUAAGAAAGAGUAUGGUCUUGAGGGACUGAUCGAGUUCAAGUGGAAGAACUUUGAGGAGGGGCGACAAGAUAGCUGUAUACCUAGUGCUUGGUUUGAGGUGAUCUCUGCGGUUCAUCUCAUGGCAAUGCUGACAUUGUCUGAGGCAGACUCCCUGAUGAUUCCCAAAGACCACUCAAGUUCUGGAAUAAGAGUUGUAUCUUCAGAGAAUAAGAGGGAAGCAGUUGAUUUGUUACUUAAGGCAUCAGGUUACCUGGAGUUUUGUGUCAGGAAUGUUCUUUCUCACAUGCCACACGAGGUCAAGAAGACUUUACCCCCCGACUUGCAGGAUGGUGUCUUGGAAGCUAUUUCCAUUCAAGCACUGGGACAGGUGACUGAAAUUCAGCUUGGUCUUGCUGUUGAGGAUCAGAAGGCAACUUUGUCUGUGAAGAGGAGGUUGGCAUGUGAACAAGUAACCUAUUUUAGUCAGGCUUAUCACUGCUUGUUGGGAUGUGCCUUGAACAAAGGGUAUGGGAAGAAGCAUAUCCGGUUCAUAAAAUGGAAAUUCCUGGAAGCUAAGGCUGCAGCCUAUUACUACCAUGGUCUGAUCCUUGACAAGGGCAAUGAACCAACAAGUCAUAUCGGUGCUGUAUCUUGUUUUCUUGCUUCAGAAGAACUUCUAGCAGAGAGCAAGAAGGCCUGCUUAAGCUUUUGCCUUGCAGCUCCAGUGACCAGGGCUCCUCCCCUCUGGGGCGUUAUGAAGCGUUUGCAUCAGAAAAUUCCUGAAAUUGCAGCAAGCAAGUCUCAGACGCAUGGGCACCUCUUGGAGCGAGAGAAGGGUAUCCAAGAAUUGCCUGAACUACCAGAAUUCCAAUUGUCAUUAAGUCCAGAUGAUUAUGAACUGCCUCAAAUGGAUCCAGCAUGGGAUACUAAAAACUGGGAAACUCUUGGGCAGCCCCUUAAAGAUGGUGCAGAUGAGAUCCCAACCGAAUGAUACACUUAAGUAGCCUUCGCUCUUUCCAUUUGUAGUUGAAUUGAAUGAUCACCUACUUAACAAUGUCAAACACCUAUACGUUAAAAGCUUGCCUCAGAAUGGUAGAUCAGUACUUCAUGACUUCAAUUUCUACGUCAAUCACAAAACUUUUCAACGUUCCUCCAGAAUUUCUGGUGUCGAAACUGCGUCAAAAAAUUGGUUCAAGCGGGUGACUGAUUUUUAUGUUCACGAGCUUUUGCGAUGGUCACCAAUCACCAUCAAGCAUCACCCUAUCUUCUAAGUUAACAAUCAGAAGCAGAACUAACGAAUAUUUUAAGGACACGUAAGGUCCCUUUCGCUUUCUGUAGCUCUCCUCGUUCGGUUGGUGCUUAGUUGGUUUGAUUUGUCUUUUGCAUAAGUAAUGAUAUUUAUUUCCCCUAUCGAUGUCCAGCUUCCAAACAAAAAUGUCAUCUCCCAACAUCAAUAAUGCUACGGUUAUCAGAAUCUGACGAGUUAGAAUGUCUAAAUAAGUUAUCUGAUUCCUGUUUAUAUCGAUUAACUAAACUUAAUCUUCUUCUUCAUAUAAAUCUUGUACCUAUUGACCAAACAAAAAAACUAUGCAUCUGACAAAUGGAUCAUUUAAAGUUUAGCCUCAUCAAGCUGCAAUAGUUUUCAAUAAUUUAGCGGUUAUCUCGCCUGGAAAGAAAAGUUCUCCUAUGGUUACAUGAACUUUGAAAAAGGGAACAAAU